GGAAAGCGGAAGCGGCGUGCAGCACGUGGAGGCGGUUCCCGAGGAGACGCAGGUCCCUCCUGGUUGUGCUGGGCUCCUAGCGGCUGUAGCAAGAACGGAGGUUGAAGACUGCCUGGCGUCCAUGGAGUUGUCAGCAGCGGAGCAGCCGAGCCCACAGCCCCCGCAUCUCGGGGACCACUGCAUCCAUGACGGCGACUUCGUGGUACUGAAACGAGAAGAUGUGUUCAAAGCAGUGCAAGUCCAGCGGAGAAAAAAAGUAACUUUUGAAAAACAGUGGUUCUACCUGGAUAACGCCAUUGGCCAUAGUUACGGGUCAACGUUUGAAGUGAGCAGUGGAGGAAGCCUUCAGCUCAGGAAGAAGCUGGAAGAGCCCACAUCAGAGACCAAAGAAGCAGGCACUGAUAAUCGAAAUAUAGUUGAUGAUGGAAAGUCCCAGAAACUUACUCAAGAUGAUAUAAAGGCUCUGAAAGACAAGGGCAUUAAAGGAGAGGAAAUAGUUCAGCAGCUAAUUGAAAAUAGUACAACAUUUCGAGACAAGACAGAAUUUGCUCAAGAUAAAUAUAUUAAAAAGAAGAAGAAAAAAUAUGAAGCCAUCAUUACUAUUUUGAAGCCAUCUACCCGUAUUCUUUCAAUUAUGUAUUAUGCAAGAGAACCUGGAAAAAUUAACCACAUGAGAUAUGAUACACUAGCCCAGAUGUUGACCUUGGGAAAUAUCCGUGCUGGCAAUAAAAUGAUUGUCAUGGAAACGUGUUCAGGCUUGGUGCUAGGUGCCAUGAUGGAACGAAUGGGAGGCUUUGGCUCCAUUAUUCAGCUGUACCCUGGAGAUGGACCUGUUCGGGCAGCAACAGCUUGUUUUGGAUUUCCCAAAUCUUUCCUCAGUGGUCUUCAUGAAUUUCCCCUCAACAAAGUAAAAAGUCUCCUCAAUGGAACAUUUUCUGCUGAAAUGCUAUCCUCAGAGCCUAAAGACAGCACUCCAGUUAAAGAAAGUAAUGGUGAGCUUGAGAAAGAGAUUGCUGAGCAAGCGGAUAAGGACAGCAUUGCAGACGGCCCAGAGAGCAACGCAGAACAGAAUCCAGUGGACAUUGUUCCUGGGGACCCAGAGAGUAAGGAGCCUAAAGAAAAAGGAAGCAAAAGAGAUUAUAUUCAGGAAAAACAGAGGAGACAAGAAGAGCAGAGGAAAAGACAUAUGGAGGCUGCUGCUCUGCUGGGAGAAAGAAAUGCAGAUGGUUUGAUUGUGGCCAGUCGUUUCCACCCCACACCCCUGCUGCUGUCUUUGCUGGACUUUGUAGCCCCAUCAAGGCCGUUUGUGGUCUAUUGUCAGUAUAAAGAGCCUUUGUUGGAAUGCUACACAAAACUGCGGGAGAGAGGAGGAGUCAUUAACUUGAGACUGUCUGAAACCUGGCUCAGAAAUUACCAGGUUCUGCCAGAUCGGAGUCAUCCCAAAUUGUUGAUGAGUGGAGGUGGAGGGUACCUUCUGUCAGGCUUCACUGUUGUCUCGGACAGCCAUCGAGUAGACCCCAGUCUCAAGUCCUGUGCGAGUGCUUUAGACUCACCCAAGACUGAGGAGCCAGCAGCCAAGAAACAGAAAUGCAUGGAAUCUGCCUCUUAACUCUUAGGAGAUCAAUGUUUGUUCCAAGGCCUUCUGCUGCUGGUAAUUAAACUUUAAGUGUCACCACUAAAAUUUUUUCCCUGUCCUAAGAGUAUGUGUGCACCUGUUCCUGGGAAGACGUAAGCCUUUUGUUUGCCUCUGAUGCAGGAGGAUUAGUCAGGGCUGCAACUCUGAUGGGCAGUAAUGGAUUGAUACAGCAGUUGUGUAUCACAGAAGACUCAGUACUUAAAGUAUCUGCAAAUACCUUGGAAAUGUCAACACCUUGAAAAUGUGGAUGUGUAAGUCUUUGUUUAUAUUGUAAGCAAAGAUGAAUACUGUGGACUAGCUAAAACAUGGUGAACAACGAAAGGGAAUUUCCUCUCAUCCCUUUUCUUCCACCUGACCAGUAUGGAUGUGUGAGCCUAUGAGAUUUACAGUACCAAAAAUGUCUACCCUGUGCCCUGCAAUGGAAUAAGCUUUUAUAGACACUAGAUUUUGUUAUUUUAAUAGUUGAGGCCUGAGGAAGAUCCAGGUAUUUCUUUUCCUGCCUCUCCCCUUUUCGGUGCACAGAAAGGUUUGGUGGAUGCUCCUUUGCUGUGAAAGCUUCUCCUUUGUUCUGGAGGAAGUGAUUAAAAUGUCUGUGCUCUAUUAAACAAUUGAUUGUCCCUCUCCAGACACAGACACAGAAACGUGUGUCAGUAUUGGUAUAUAUACAUAUACACAGAUGUAUCUAUGUGUCAGCAUGGCUGGAAUGUGCUGUCUGUGGUGGACAGGGAGAAUGCAUACACCUUUAUUCGAGCUGUGGUAAAGACUUGUGCAGGACAGAGCAGAUAUCGGUGUGUUGCUGUCAUUCCUUGUCAAGUGUGUUUCAAGUGCCUUCUGGGGUUUCUCGCCCUGGUCUGUAAACAUCUGCUGGUGUGAGGUGGGUGUCUGGGGAUGAGGUGGGUGUCUGGGGAUGAGGUGGGUGUCCGGGGAUUUCACGCCCUGCUCUGUAAAGGUCUGCUGGCAUAAGGUAGGUGUCCUUUAUCUCCUCUGAGGGAAGUAUGGUCGGAUGCCUUUACCAUCUCCAUUGUAAGAAAUAGGAAAUGUGUAGAGUUAUGAAGACUUGUCUCCUUGAGAGUCUCAAGUCUUGUUCACUAGGACAUGCACAGUGUUUCUGUCACCAUAGAAUCCUGGCCAGCGUGAAGCAUCUUGAAAGGAAAAAAAAUUGCUCUCCUAAUAGCUUGUGCUGUUUGGAUAAGGCUGCAGUAAAAACUUUGGUUUUUAAUUCCUUUUUCUCUAAACAAUUGCUUUUAAAGAAUAAAAUUUUCCUCCUCUGAGCCAUAAG
This is a messenger RNA of Rattus norvegicus (Norway rat), 2915 nucleotides long. It is a transcript of the gene Trmt6, whose product is annotated as tRNA methyltransferase 6 non-catalytic subunit. The coding region runs from base 122 to 1609 and encodes 495 amino acids. Lineage: Eukaryota; Metazoa; Chordata; Mammalia; Rodentia; Muridae. Gene Ontology annotation, cellular component: nucleus; nucleoplasm; tRNA (m1A) methyltransferase complex. The record is from RefSeq and is marked provisional. The transcript is spliced from 11 exons. Gene Ontology annotation, biological process: tRNA methylation; mRNA processing.